AUGUCUGAACAAAGUUCUGAAUCUAAUAAUGGUACUAAUGACAAUUCAAACAAUAAUAGAAGGCCACAAUAUUAUUGUUACUCUUGUCGCAGAGUGAUAGAACCUUUGAUGGCUCCUUAUCCAACCUGCCCUCGUUGUAAUCGUGAAUUCGUGGAAGAGAUUGAAGAUGAUAAUGAUCCAAGAGAAUUUGCGGAACAUAAUUUAAGUGGCCAUGAUACCGAUGAUGAACUUGAUGAUCCUUUUACUCCUGGAAAUCUUCAAAAUGGGCCUUUUGAUGCUAUGCAAAUUAUACAAAAUGUAAUAUCUUCAUUUUUACAGACUGGAUCCGGUGGUCCUUUCAGAGUUCAAACUGAAAGUCAUUUAAAGAUAAAUCCACCAGCCGGAAUAGAAGUUGUUGACACCGAAACCUUUAAAAGUUGGAAAUUAAACAUCGAUGGAGUGGACGGAACUCUUUAUGCUGGUGAAAGAUUCACCCUGGAAUUUCGAUUUUCUCCAAAUUAUCCCAUGGAAUCACCAGAGGUUGUAUUCACCGGGAAUGUACCAAUACAUCCACAUGUUAUAUGUAGAGCAAUGAUUAUAAAUAGUAUAAGAUUAAAAAAGAUUGCAAUUGAAUGGCGUUUAGAUACUAUGUUAAAGUCAACAGAAUCUUCUAUAACAAAUUCAAAAACGAAUGCUAAAUUAUACGCUGAAUGUUUAGAAGCAUAUAUUGGAGGUUAUUAUUUUGACUUGUAUGAAAAAUAUGGAGAAAUCGAGGCUGAUUCAAGAAUAAGAAAUUUUUGUAUUGAUUUAAUCGAACCUGCAAUCGAGCCUAUAUUUAAAUUAGUCUUUGCAAUUAAUCUUAUUCAAAUGGUUCAGGAUAAAAUGAGAAAUAAUUAA
This is a messenger RNA of Entrophospora sp. SA101, 876 nucleotides long. The record is from the annotation of a GenBank genome assembly. Lineage: Eukaryota; Fungi; Glomeromycota; Glomeromycetes; Entrophosporales; Entrophosporaceae.